AUGCCACUACGUAAAGCGAUAGAGCAAAUCAUCGAGAAGGCCAAUUCUGGAAAUGUGGGAGUUAUAGAAGAUGGAAUCAACCAGUUGGAACUGCUCCUCAAGUCUUUGACUCCUUCUAUACAAAAGCUGCAUACUUCCGGAUCCAUGGACUCCAGACUUCUAGCAUUCAUAACUCUUCAGGAGAAUUUUCAGUAUAACUUGUGCAGUGAGCUUAUACCAGCUUACAGGACGCUUCAAGGAGCAGGCCAAAUGGCAAACACAUCGACACUUAUCCAGAUCAAUACCGCAAUGAUGGGGCUCCUAUUGAUCCAUCCCGAAUCACGCAAUGUCUUCAGCAAGAAAGCCAACAUGCUGCUAAUUUUAGGCUUUCUAGAUCCAGAUAAUGGUUCUUACCAGUUGGAUAGAUGUGCUUCGUUCGUCAGUCUUCUCAUACACAUCUUAUUGAGAAACCUCAGGAACAUGCGUGUCUUUGAAGCCUGUGGAGGCUGCAUGGCGAUAAUUAGGUUACUUCAACUCACGCCGGAUAAUAACGAGCCUAGUGAAGGCGAUACAGCAAUGCAGCAAACGCUACACUUCAAGGUUGUUGAGUUCCUUAUCUUCUACAUGACCGAUGAAUCUGAAUGGAAAGACGGCAAUGCUCCAGUACGUACUGUUUCCGAAAAGGCUGGGUUUAUUAAGCCAGAGUUUCCAGCAAUCGAGGAUCUUAUCGAGAACUUGAACGAUCUUUCUACCUCAAAGUCUCAUUCGUCUCAUAUCACAAGUAAAGAGCAAUUUCACGCAUAA
Molecule: messenger RNA, 783 nt
Organism: Candidozyma haemuli
Lineage: Eukaryota; Fungi; Ascomycota; Pichiomycetes; Serinales; Metschnikowiaceae
Exons: 1
Coding region: 1-783 (260 amino acids)
Source: RefSeq, a predicted model, not a curated record